Molecule: messenger RNA, 1989 nt
Organism: Panicum virgatum (switchgrass)
Lineage: Eukaryota; Viridiplantae; Streptophyta; Magnoliopsida; Poales; Poaceae
Product: protein PHR1-LIKE 1-like
Exons: 9
Coding region: 1154-1711 (185 amino acids)
Molecular function (GO): DNA binding; DNA-binding transcription factor activity
Source: RefSeq, a predicted model, not a curated record
AGCGGGCUACACCUCCGGCCUUCCCCUUCUUUUUAAUCGCCCUGAUUUUGUCUCGUCCUCUUUGUCUCUCCGCGUCGUCGCCCGCUAAUCCAAUUCUGUCAUCGUACUCGCUUGAUAGACACCACGACCCUACGAUUCAUGUCUGUUUCCUCCAUUUAUUUUAGGCGAAACCGAUGGGACCGGGUGUAUAUGAUAUAGCUGCUCCUGCUUUGUGUGUUCCUCCCGAGUUCCGUUCAUCAUUAAAGGGAAUCCACGCCUGAAUCGGUGAAUCCAAGGGAACUUCCAGGUUUUCCGACCAAGCCAUCUCGUUUCUGGUUGCGAUAAGGUUCUCAACUUUGUGCAAUUCGAGCAGAGCUGACUUGCUGGUGUUCAUUCUUUACAGCGAGAUGGAGGGGAACUAACUAGCAGUCACCGAAUGUCAUUUCAUUGCGAGUCCGUGUAUCCUCAUGAUAUGACUUUACAGUCUUCGCGUGCUAGUACUGGAGCGCCUUGUUCAGCAUCUAUAGCAUCAUCUUCCAGUACUUUCUCGGUUUCUCCACAGUUAUGAUGCAUGGACGUUUCCCUAAUUUGCUACCAUCGAUUGUUCAGUCUUUGAACGCUGAAAUCCUAUACUCCAACCCGAUUUCCCAUUCUGGAGUAUCAGAACAACCUUUAAGGGGUAUUUUUCCUGGACUACCUGCUGAAACAACACAUUCUGCAGACCAUCUUGGUGGUUUACUGAAUAACAAUGGCAUCGAUAGUGUUGAGAAACAGCCGGAUUCUGGUUCUGUUAGAGACCCUAAUGAAUCUGACGAAAGAGAUGAACUGUUGACAUGUUUGGGGCAUGGAGGUUUGGAUGAUACUAUUCCUGCUGACAUGACCUUGAACUAUCCACAAAUGGUAAUUUCACUCAAAAGCAGUAGUGACGAUGUAAUGUUUACUUGAUCAUGGAAACUGAGACUGGCAUUGGAUAUGAUAUUUAAAUUGUUAGGCUGAAUCUACACAUGUUUCUUCACCUCUGAAUUCUGAGACAUGGCAGCUUGAGCACAUAGUCCACCAAUUAGUUUCAGUUCCUACAAUUCCUGGGCAGUUGUAUCCUACUGUUUCUCCUCCAGCAACUAUAAAUGUCCAUUCACCUCAGAGGACUAAAGUGCGCAGACGAUGGACUACAGAAAUGCACGAUCGCUUCAUAGACGCCGUCAAUCAACUCGGUGGCUGUGAAAAUGCUAAACCUAAAGCCAUUCUUGACAUCAUGAAUGUUGAAGGUCUGACUCGUGAUCAAGUGAAAAGUCACUUACAAAAAUACAAAUUGGCCCAAGUUCGGCAUCGCUCAUCUGAAGUUGGAGGCACAUUAGUAGGGACGACGACAUCUAAUGAAGCAAUACCUUCAGAUGUACAGAUACGCAUUAAAAAAUUUGCAUUACAGGUGAAGAUAGAGCUUCAGAAGAAACUUCACGAGAUGGUAGAGAGGACACGUCAUGAUUUACUGGAGAUUCACAGAAGCAUACUCGAGAACCAUGUGAUGAGUCUCCACGAGCUCGAGGAGCAGCAGAUUCUCAACACAGACGGCCGCACAGUGCAUCUUCUUCCCAGUCCACCAGCGGCGGCAGCAGCGGCCCCUCCUCCAGUAGCUCUCUCCAGGAUGACUGGCCAGGGAAGCAGAGCCGCGGCGUCGGCUGAAGACGCCCAGGCUUCAGAGGCUGGCUCACUUGGCAAUAAUGCAGUGGCAUGACUGCGUAGCCAUCUCUUGAUCGAGUCUUCAACGCCUGUUUCUACAUGGCGUUUAUUUUUUUGCGUGUGUAAAUAAUAGUAGAAUGGUCGGAAAAAGAGAGGCGGAGCUACGUCUACUACGUGUAGUAGCAUCUGUUGGUAGCAUGAGCUUUUGAAACCUGCAAUGGAUCUCUAUAUAUUGCUCUGCAUAAUCACUUGUAGUACCGGCAUUUCACUUCAGAUGCACAACCUGUACCUUCGAUGGUAAUAACAUUGAUGUUUCUGCACUUUGAUGCUAAA